Botrytis deweyae is the source of this 1044-nucleotide messenger RNA. RefSeq lists its product as uncharacterized. The record is from RefSeq and is a predicted model, not a curated record. The transcript has 2 exons. The coding region runs from base 1 to 1044 and encodes 347 amino acids. NCBI's taxonomy places the organism in Eukaryota, Fungi, Ascomycota, Leotiomycetes, Helotiales, Sclerotiniaceae.
AUGCGGGCAUUUCACAAUGUUUCUUUGCAAUUAAUAUUGCUUGCAUUUGCAAGCUUAGUUCGAUCAUUUCGAUUCACGAACACGGCCUUUAAUCCCGUAUUAGGACAGCAAUUUACGAUCACCUGGAUUGAUUCAACCGGAUCCGUUAACCUCCAUCUAGCACCCAUUCAAUACUAUAAUGAAAGUGUUUCGCUAGCCGGCGCAGUAUCGAUAGGAGUUGCUACAUCGGGAAAUUCAUUGACUUGGACUCCGGAUAAUUCACUUCGAGAUGGAGUUUAUAAGAUAUUUUGGGUUCCUUCAGAUAAUACUCAGCCUGAAGUGGACAGUCCGACAUUCACGCUCGGUCAAAUGUCUGUUGGCUCUUCUACCAAUACAAGCAGCGCAAAUCACAGUCAGGCUAGUUCGAUCGGCGCAAAUUCAACCGCUUCACCCACUGAAACAUCUACCCCCACCGCAGAAAAUGGGGGAGCAGCUUCAGCUUUGACUUCACCAAUGAGCACUCAGUCCGCAUCCAAUUCCUCCAAUUCCCUCACCAACACCAUAAAAAUCAGCAUCUCUGUGAGCAUAAUCCUUGGCGUAACACUCAUCAUGGUCAUCGCCUUUAUACUCAUCCGACGUCGCCGCUAUCUAGCGUCCACGCCUCGGACAAAGAGACAACUCACUACGAAAGAAAUCGCAGAUGAUAAUGAUUCUUGGGAUGGAGAACGUCAGUUUAAACCCGAAUUACCUAUUGAAUCAGAGGCUGCGACAAGAUCCUAUGUUGAUUUAGUGAAGAAGAAACAUGUGAGUGUUAAUGCGGAGCCGGUGGAGAUGGAUGCGUAUUUUGUUGAGAAGGAUGUGAAAAGUGGGAAUGAGAUGGAUGAGCGGAACAACAGACGGAAGACAAGAGAAUCAGAUGUGGGACUGGGACUAGGAUUGGGAGACGUAGAAGAGCUGGUUGAACCACGAGAGUUGGAUGUGGGAAAUUUCGGAACGAUCUAUGGUGAAGGAAAAAUUGGCCAUCGGUUUAACGUGCGAGAUAAUGUUAAUAUUAUUGGAAUAUAA